Messenger RNA from Mastomys coucha (southern multimammate mouse), 2829 nucleotides. RefSeq names its product serpin family B member 1 (gene Serpinb1). The record is from RefSeq and is a predicted model, not a curated record. Gene Ontology annotation, molecular function: serine-type endopeptidase inhibitor activity. Lineage: Eukaryota; Metazoa; Chordata; Mammalia; Rodentia; Muridae. Bases 1584 to 2723 code for a protein of 379 amino acids. The transcript has 12 exons. Gene Ontology annotation, biological process: negative regulation of endopeptidase activity.
AAACAGUGUAAAAAUAAGUACAAGUCUAUUGUAGGUUACUUUGCAUCCAUAUGUCAGACACUAAAACCAACAUGGGGCACCAAAGGUUUACGUGACGUGACGCAUUGCUGGGGACAACGUACCAUGGCAGGGACUGCCCACAGUAGGCCCAGAUGGAGACAUCUAAGAUGCCCAGCUCCUUGUAAAAGAGGAUGCUAUCUGGGAGCCUGGGAAGUAGGAGACACAUCCCUUCAGUGGACCCUUCAUCUGAAAUAAGGGAUUGCCUGCAGUAGGCCAGGAUGGAGACAUCUCAGUAACCCCAGCAAGCUCUUUGUAAAAAACAGUUGUUCCCAUUUCUCCUAACCUUAGCCCUGGACAACUGCUGUAGAGAUUUCAUUUGUGAGUGACUGCUUUUCAGUUGGCCUUGGUGUGCAUAUUUAUUCUAUUAUAUCUGACUUUCCUACUUCUUUCUCCUUCUGCUCUGCUGAAUUCUGUGAAACUAGAUGUUCCUUGAUGAUUCUUAAACAAUUAAAAAUUGAGGCAUAAGGGCAUAUAGCACAGUACAGUCUGAAUGGCCCAAGUGCAUGCUGUGUGUCCUCAUCUUGGAAACAAUGCGAUAACUGCACAAUGGUAGUUUCAGAUUAACGCUUUACUUGCAAAGAAAGUUUGAAGAAAUUAUUAGAAAAUUAAUUAGAGCCCAUAUUAGAGUCCCAAGAAAGGAAAAAAACAAUUGAAUUUCUGAAAUAAGUUUUGCACAAUGUUUGAGAGUGGUUUCUGGAUAAACAAGUAUAGAAUACACAAAAUUAUAUACAAGUAAAACUAAGUUAAAACACUGGGACUCGAGUCAUUUUGUGCAAUGCACAGAAGCAGAAGGCUAGCAGAACUACUGAGUUAAGGGGUAACUUGAUUCUUUCUGGCCACUGCUCGGCAGCUUGGCCCAUGUCACUUAUCAUUAGAGCGUCACAGGAAAAUGCAAGUAGCUGUCCUCAGAGCUCUGAGCUCUGAAGUACAAUAAAUCAAAAGCUAAAGAUUAAAUAAUGGUAUCCCUGCUUCCAGUUGAGAACUCCGAUCCUGUGUCGAGGCUGGACCCCAGCAGCACUUGGCUCACUCCUACAGUCUGGUUUAAGCUCGCCAGGUCCUGUCUCACAGGGGGACACUUUAUCUUCUUUAAAGCUAAUUACUUGUGCUGACUCAGUAGAACCUCGCUGCUUCUUCUGGACUGAGCCACUGCUGCUGCUGAUUCGUGUUGGAUGACACUAUUGAACUGGAUUGCUGAUAUCCUGACAACAAAGUUUGAAAUAGCCCAAAGAACUUCUAAACCAGUCCACAACCCCCAUUUCCUAUUAAACAUUUUUUCCCUCUUCUUCUGGUAGUCUGUUUAUAUAGUGCAUUGCAUUUAUCGAUUUAUAUAUGUUGAAUUCUUCCCUGUAACUAUGGGAUAAAGCCUACUUGAUCAUGUCCUCCAAGGUCGGUUUUACACCAGCUUGGGCUUGCCAGUAAGACACUCCCCUUCUGCAUACUAUAAAGGCAACAGCUGGCUCUAAGCACUUCCUCCUCAUUCAGCCUGCAAGUGGAGCCAGUGCUGUUAAACAAGAGCCUUCACCAUGGAGCAGCUGAGCUCAGCCAACACCCUCUUCGCUUUGGAACUGUUCCACACCCUGAAUGAGAGCAACCCCACAGGAAACAUCUUCUUCUCUCCCUUCAGCAUUUCUUCUGCUUUGGCCAUGGUCACUCUGGGGGCCAAAGGCGGCACUGCAGCCCAGCUCUCUAAGACUCUGCAUUUCGACUCUGUUGAGGAUAUCCAUUCACAGUUUCAAAGCCUGAAUGCUGAAGUGAGCAAGCGUGGAGCAUCCCACACUCUGAAACUUGCUAACAGACUGUAUGGAGAGAAAACCUACAAUUUCCUUCCUGAGUACUUGACUUCAACCCAGAAAAUGUAUGGUGCUGACUUAGCCCCUGUGGAUUUUCAGCAUGCCUCUGAGGAUGCAAGGAAGGAGAUAAACCAGUGGGUCAAAGGUCAGACAGAAGGGAAAAUCUCAGAGCUGUUGGCUGUAGGUGUGGUGGACAGCAUGACCAAACUUGUGCUAGUGAAUGCCAUCUACUUCAAGGGAAUGUGGCAGGAGAAAUUUAUGAAACAAGACACAACAGAUGCUCCAUUCAGACUGAAUAAGAAAGACACAAAAACAGUGAAGAUGAUGUAUCAAAAGAAAAAAUUUCCAUUCGGUUACAUUUCUGACCUGAAGUGCAAGGUGCUGGAGAUGCCGUACCAGGGUGAAGAACUUAGCAUGGUCAUUCUGCUGCCUGAAGACAUUGAGGAUGAGUCCAUGGGUCUUAAGAAGAUUGAGGAGCAAAUAACUUUGGAAAAACUGCGUGAAUGGACCAAACCUGAGAACUUGGAAAACAUUGAUGUCCAUGUCAAAUUGCCCCGGUUCAAGAUAGAAGAGAGCUACACCCUCAACUCUCACCUGGGCCGCCUGGGAUUGAAGGAUCUCUUUAGCAGUAGCAAAGCUGAUCUGUCUGGCAUGUCAGGAUCCAGAGAUCUUUUCAUAUCAAAAAUUGUCCACAAAUCCUUUGUGGAAGUGAAUGAGGAAGGAACAGAGGCAGCCGCUGCCACAGCAGGCAUUGCUACGUUCUGCAUGUUGAUGCCUGAGGAAGAAUUCACAGUGGACCAUCCAUUCCUUUUCUUUAUUCGGCACAACCCCACAUCUAAUGUGCUCUUCCUUGGUAGGGUGUAUUCCCCAUAGAAGAAGGAGACUUUACAGAUACAAGGCAGAGCUUAGAGUUUUGUUCCCUGAGGUUUUAAUAGUGAUUAUUUUCAAUUUUACUUGACAAUAAAACCUCUAACCAGAA